UCUCUCUUCUUUAUCUUAUAGAUAAGAGAUCUUGACCUUAUUGGGCCAAUCUCACAUGAUAUCAAAAGAAAAGGCCAUGUCAAUACUCUGAGGCCUCCAGUCUUUUUCCCAAUCUGAUGAGCACUAACUAUUUGGCAUAAGAAAGAAAAUCUUCAUCAACAAUUAUUGGCUUGGUUGGUUGAGGGCCAACUGGAGGGAUGGUUUUGUAAUUUCACGCCCAACAGACAUAUGAACAUGCUUGCUACAGUUGAGAAAACCAGAGGACCCAUUGAACUGAAAGGAAUUUCUCAUGCCUCAUUAAGAGGCUCCCUAAAUGAAAACAAGAUAGUUCUGCCUUUUUUUUUUUCAUUGUUUUUAUCUAUUUUUUCUUUUUCUUUUUCCUUCUUUUUCUUUUCUUUCCUUUCUUCUGUGUAAUGCUUGCUCUUGAAGGCCCACAUUUUGAACAGAGGGAGAAAAAGGGUGGGAAUUGUGAAUGAUUGGUUUCACCCACAGACCUCUUUUCUGAGUGCGUAUGUAGUUUCAGCUCCUCCUGAUAAGUAACAAAGAAAAGAAAAACAUCUGCAUCUUUCUGCAUUUUCUGAUGAAAAUCAAUCUCGACCUUCUGGGUAUCUGAUAUUAUAAAGAAUGUUUGAUGAUUUCAAGGCUUUAUUCUUUCUGAGUUUUCUGACAUCACUAGCACUUGUUUCAAAGCACCUAGCUCCCUGAAUUGGUGGUUCUUGUCCUUUUCAACGAAUUUUUGCAGGAUUUCAUGAGAUGGAUCACAGAAAUUGUAGUUGUUCUAUGUGAGAUUGUUAAAUGGCAAAGAGGAAGAGCUGGUUUGGUUUCGUGAAGAGGCUGUUUGUAUGGGACGCACAGUCCAAACCAGAGAAGAAAGAGAAAAGAAGGAAAUGGAUCUUUGGAAUUGGAAGGCUAAAGAUAAAGAGAUUACCUUCUAUUACAGCUCCACCAGCAACACAAAAAGAAACAAAACAAGAGGUUGAAAAGCUCAAUAAUGGCAAUCAAUGUUACGAAGAAACUGAAGAAUUACAAAUUGUUAACUCCAGAAUUGAGGCUCCUCAACCCACAUCACAAUGCCAUGGCAAGAUUGAAGAAUCUUCAGCCAUCAAAAUUCAAACUACCUUUCGGGGUUAUCUUGCAAGGAAGGCUCUAAGGGCAUUGAAGGGAAUAGUGAAGCUACAAGCUAUCAUUAGAGGCAGAGCAGUAAGGCGGCAAACUAUGAGCACCCUCAAGUGCUUGCAGUCACUCGUUGAUAUCCAGUCACAGGUCUGUGCCAAGAGACUCCAAAUGGUUAAGGGAAGAUGGGAUUAUGAUGAAAACCAAGAGAUUCCAAGUUCAAGGGACAAGAUAAUCAGGAUGGAUUCAAACGGUGAAAGGAGGUGGGAUGACAGCAUUUUGUUGAAGGAAGAGACAAAUGUUUCUCACAUGAGCAAAAAGGAAGCAGAAAUUAAGAGAGAACGAAUGAAAGAAUACUCGUUCAAUCAUCGAAGAUCAGCAGAAUCAGAGAGAAAGAAGGUAAAUGGAAGAUUGAGGUAUUGGAUGGAGCAGUGGGUAGAUACUCAACUUUCCAAAAGUAAAGAACUUGAGGAUCUGGAUUCAGUUUACAGUUCACAUUACGGAGCAGGGGAAGAAGAUGGAAGAACAGGAAGAAGACAGCUACUUCUGAGAAAUAUUCAGAGUCAAAGGCAAAAUCAGAUUGAAGGCCUAGGCCUAUAUUCUCCAAAACUUGCUCCAGUAAGAAAACUUUCUCCUCACAGAAGGCAACAUUCUCUGGGAAAUGAUGAGCUUUCAAGCCCUUCUGUACUUCCCCCAUACAUGGCAGCAACAGAAUCAGCCAGAGCAAAAGCAAGAUCUUCAAGCUCCCCAAAACUAAGAACGGUGAAUGUGGAUCCAACAAAACUUGAUGGGAACUCACCAUGCAAAAAGAAGCUAUAUUUUGUAUCUUCUUCCAUUAACCAGCCAAGAUCUCCAAGUUUAAAGGCAGUCUCAGGACCUAUUAGAGCAAGCAGGACAAUGAAGGAUCUCAGCAUUAACUCUGAUAGCUCAUUUCUGUACGGAUACAAUAGAGAUUGGGAUGGGCCAGGUAUUUUCAAAUGAGGCUUUGGAUCCUGAUGCUGCUUGCAUUAACAGAACUCUGUGGGUUUUGAAGAGAAUGACUCUGUUCCUUGCCUUGUAAAUUUUGAGUGGAUAUAAUUGUUUUUGAUUUUGAGUGAACAUCAAUGUCAAGAUUGGUUGCCGAGGGGAAAACAAAGGCUCAUGCCUCGUCUGGUUGUGGUUGGAAAGGAGAAAAUCAAUUCCUUUUGUUGCUUCUCUUCAUAACGUUUAUUGUAUCUUUGUAAUUAUUAUCUAAUAGUUUUUUAUUUUAUA
This is a messenger RNA of Neltuma alba, 2364 nucleotides long. RefSeq names its product protein IQ-DOMAIN 14. Gene Ontology annotation, molecular function: protein binding. Bases 796 to 2094 code for a protein of 432 amino acids. The transcript is spliced from 8 exons. The record is from RefSeq and is a predicted model, not a curated record. Lineage: Eukaryota; Viridiplantae; Streptophyta; Magnoliopsida; Fabales; Fabaceae.